Molecule: messenger RNA, 8511 nt
Organism: Colletotrichum tamarilloi
Lineage: Eukaryota; Fungi; Ascomycota; Sordariomycetes; Glomerellales; Glomerellaceae
Product: peptide synthetase
Exons: 6
Coding region: 1-8511 (2836 amino acids)
Biological process (GO): amino acid activation for nonribosomal peptide biosynthetic process; secondary metabolite biosynthetic process
Cellular component (GO): cytoplasm
Molecular function (GO): catalytic activity; phosphopantetheine binding
Source: RefSeq, a predicted model, not a curated record
AUGUUGACUUACUUACAGACCCAGACGGAUGAAGACGGCGCGCUCGACUACUGGGUCGACUAUCUGGACGGGACAGAGCCAUGUUCUUUCCCUGUUAUGAACGACAACCAAGCAGGCGGUGCCGGGUCUUUCCACGUCUCGGAGAUGCCUCUUGAUGUUGGUCUAGACGACAUUCGCGUCUUCUGCCAAAGGCAUAAUGCGACCAUAUCGAAUGUGCUGCAAGCUGUCUGGGCUCUUGUUCUUCACGCUUACACGGGCGACCCGGAUAUCUGCUUCGGUUACCUCUCUUCCGGGCGAAGUCUACCGAUUCCUGGAGUGUCUCAAAUCGUUGGGCCGAUGAUGAACUUGCUAGUCUGCCGCGUCGGCGGAAUCGACAACAUGUCGCUCCAAGGUCUUCUCCAUACUAUCAGAGAAGACUUUUUAAACGCGCUACCACACCAAUGCUUCUCUAUUGGCAAGGUGCAGCGGAUACUCGGAACCAACGAAACCAAGCUAUUCAACACCAUCGUAACCUCGUAUUACUCGCCUUCCAUGUCCGACGCCACCGGCAGCACGUUUUUCAGGCUACUCUCGUCCCAUAAUGCCUCCGAUUUCGAUAUUGUGCUAAAGGUUGUCUACUCGGACUCGGAGAUUCAAGUGCGACUCGCUUAUUCGACCGCCACGUUAUCGUCGGCAAUGGCAAGCAACGUAUCGCAUACGUUUUCAAGCAUCUUAUCAAGGUUGAUUGAGAUGGACGAUGUGCAAGCUACCAUCGCUACAACAACCGCGAUUAGCAGGUGGGACAUGCAGCAAGUCGCAACGUGGAACUCACGUAUGCAUGCUCCGCUGCCUGGUCCUCGAUUGACCUGCAUCCAUUGCCUGAUCGAGAAUCAAGUGCGGCUUCAGCCUGAUGCGCAGGCAGUCCACGCGUGGGAUGGACACAUGACCUAUAAAGAGCUCAAUGAAGCUGCUUCCAGUGUCGCUCAAGAGAUUUUGCAGCGGGGUAUUGGACCUGGAGCUUUUAUCGCGCUUUGCUUCGAGAAGUCAAAAUGGUAUUCCGUCGCCCUUCUCGGCGUCUUGAAGAGUGGUAAUGCCUUCGCGCCUGUUGACAUCUCGAAUCCCGAAAAUCGGCGACAGGAGAUCCUGCAGCAAUUGGCAAUCUCCACAGAAACUGGACUUGCCAUCUGCUCGAAGCAACGAGCGCCAUCAAUCAAGCAUAUGGUCGGUCAGGUCCUUCAAUUGGAUCUAGACCAGGCCACUCCGAAGAAAGACCAUACUAUUCCGCUACAAUCUAUUUCUCCCGACAGUCCAGCCUACGUCAUCUUCACCUCCGGUUCUACGGGCAAGCCAAAGGGAGUCGUUGUGGAACAUCGAGCAUAUGCAUAUGCGGCUCAAGCUCAUAGCGAUGGAAUACACAUCAAUUCCACUUCGAGAGUCCUUCAGUUUGCUUCCUAUGGGUUUGACACGAGUAUGGAAGAUCAUCUGACAACUUUCGCCGUCGGUGCCUGUCUAUGUGUUCCACGUGAGAACGACCGGUUGAGCUGCCCAGACUUAGCCAGGUUUGCAUCAGCGUCAGGGGCAAAUUGGGCACAUCUCACGCCUUCAUUCGCCGAGAUGUUCACGCCGGUUACACUACCGACGAUGAGAACCAUGGUUCUUGGUGGAGAGGCAAUGACUGCGAAAAACAUUCAGAGCUGGGCCUGUCGACCACACACAGAACUCAUCCAGGUUUACGGCCCAUCGGAGUGCAGCGUGACUAGCACAAUCAGUCCGCCAUUCACAAAAGACAUCAGCCCUACUGCCAUUGGGUUCGCCGUUCCCGGGUGCGCAGCAUAUGUUGCUAGGCCUGAUGACUCAAGCAUCCUUCAAGCUAUCGGUGCAGUAGGUGAGCUCCUGGUGGAAGGUCCAAUUCUUGCAAGGGGUUACCUGGGCGAUCCUGCACAAACAUCAACCUCGUUCGUUGAGGGCCUUGAUUGGGCACUUGGUAGAAGACUUUACAAGACCGGCGAUCUAGUCAAAUACGACUCUGCUGGUCAACUUCAUUUUGUCGGGCGAAGAGAUGGGCAGGUCAAGCUCAGGGGUCAGAGAAUUGAACUGGGAGAAAUUGAGCGACAGUUGAUCCUUGAGCCCAGAGUGCAGCAUUGUCUCGCCGUUGUUCCGAAGUCUGGGCCUUGUGCGAAGAGAUUGGUGGCCGUCGUCAUGCUCAAUGGCUCAAUUGUAGCGCCGCCCUCAAGCAUGUCUGCAUCACCUAUCAAGAUCCUGAACGCACCUUGGCUUGAGCAUAUCAACUGCAUGAGAGGGUUUCUUCUUGACAAGCUACCACCCUAUAUGAACCCAGAGCUAUGGUUCAUUCUAGAAUCCCUGCCAAGAAAUUCUUCGGGGAAACUCGAUCGAAAGGGGGUGAUUCAGUAUCUUGAAAGACUUACUCCAGAUGAGUUCGCCGGAUUGUUGCCACGUAUGGACGACGACAGCACUAAAAGAGAUGGUACGGAGCUGGAGACGAGGUUAAGGAGCAUCUGGAGUGAGGCUCUGAAUGUCAGCGAGGACGAAAUUCGCUGGAACACCUCAUUUUACCACCUCGGUGGAGAUUCCAUCUCGGCCAUGACCAUUAGCAGUAUGGCGAGGCAGACUGGGAUGAACAUAUCGGCUGCAGAUAUCCUUCGGUACCGGUCAAUUGAGCGCCUAGCCAAAUCAAUUGGAGCAGCUGCCUCGCCAGUUCCAGCUCAGAUUAACACGUCCAUGGAUCCAGCAGGACCGCAAGCUUUUGUCCUUUCUCCCAUUCAGAAACUUCACUUCCAUACGUCGCCCAAGGGAGACGAUCUUGAUCAGCAGACCAUGGUCGUUGAAGUCACCCAGGCCGUAGACCAGCAAGAACUGCUGGCGGCCCUGGAAACCCUCUUCAAGGCUCAUCCAAUGCUCUGCGCGCAGUUCAAGUGUCGCGAUGGCGAAUGGACGCAAUAUCUACCUGUUGGAUCUGCCAUUAGCGUCGUUGACUACUGUCGCAUAAGGUUCCACAGUCGGAAACAGCUCAACUACGUUGUCGAGUGCAUCAGCGAGGCCAAGAGGUCAAUCCAUCUCUCCAACGGUCCUCUCGUGGCCGUGGACUUAUUUGAGUCUCAGGGUCGGACCCUCCUAUCUAUGACAAUCCAUCACCUUGUCGUAGAUGCAGUGUCGUGGCGGAUACUCUUGCGCGAGUUGGAGUCAUACCUCCUCUUCGAGACGCCGAUCGCAGACGAAGCAACAUCAUUCCAACAUUGGACAUUAGAGCAACAUCGCUUCUCAUCGAACUUACUACCACACAGCGUUUUGCCUCCGUCGGCUCAUGCUCUUGCCACUGAUUUGUCAUUCUGGGGCAUGGCAGAUGAGAGGAACUGUUUCGGGGACUGUGUUUCUCAUACCAUCACUCUCGACUCAUAUAUCUCUGAACAACUGGUUUCAGCGCAGGGAGUGCCUGCACGAGGAGCUCAUGAUUUGUUGUUGGCCUCUGUUAUUGACUCGUUUGUUGAGAUUUUCGAUCGCUCCCCUGUUUUGUUCAUUGAGUGUCAUGGACGAGAAAUCUUCGUUCCUGAGGUGGACCCGUCUACCACUGUUGGCUGGUUCACGACUUUCUCUCCCAUCAUCGCAAACGGCCACGGCAACAUUCUCAACGAUGUCAGCGAGUUCCGAGGCGUUCGAGCACCAUCAUCCAUGGAGGUAACUCUCAACUAUCUCGGGGUUUUCCAGCAAUUCGAGAAAGACGGCUCUUUGUUCAAGAGAUGUAGCGACGAGAUCCAGGAGAGGAUCUCGGGCCUCAGAAACCAGCAACGUGCAGGGUCAUCGAGAUAUGCCCUGAUUUCAAUCUUGGCAUCCAUCAAAGAUAAUCAGCUGUCUCUGCAGGUUGAGUGGAACUCUCGGAUGCACCACCAAGAUCUAUUGGUAGGUUGGCUCCAUCAAUUUGAACAAAGUCUGAGGACAUUUGCUAGCGGCCUCGCGGACGAACACCAGCGCUUGCCUCCAUCCCCUUCGGAGCCUCUGGUUACCUCAGUUGGACUUCAACGCAAGGACCUCAACGCCGUCCUCAAUCUCGCUCAAUCCCGUCUCGGCAUCACGCGUACCGAGAUAGAAUCAGUCCUUCCUUGCUCUCCAAUUCAAGUUAGCCUCAUACUGUCGCAGCUGAAGGGUCCAAGCAAUCAGUACAGCCAGCACUUCCUUUUCAAGCUGUCUGGGUCAAUGCCACUCAAUCCUAAUGACCUCAUAGCAGCCUGGAAGCAGAUUAUUGCGACGCACCAAACAUUGAGAACUGUCUUCAUUGAAGAUGCGUUUGGGAGGUUUCUUCAGCUCGUGUUGAAGGCUGUCGACAUCGAGAUUCAGGUCCACAGGCUUCGGAGCGAGAGCGAUUUGCCAACCCUAUGGGCGGAGCAGUCAUCCUCGGUCGCAACUAAACCUUUGAGCGGCAAGAUACUCCAUGAGCUUCAGUUGUACACCGCAGAUGACGGUUCUGUAUACUGUCUUUUGGACAAAAAUCAUAUCAUCACUGACGGAACGACUUCUCGCCUCUUGAUUCGAAAUUUCCUGGCUAUUUUGAACAAUCGCCCGCAACACGAGACCUACCCGUAUUCCAAUUACAUCGACUAUGUCGAGAAGCAAGAUACCUAUGAGAUCGCACAAUAUUGGUGCCGCUACUUGGAUGGGGCACCGUCAUGUCUGUUUCCAGUACUACGUCAACAUCGAUCGUCAUCAGUUCAAACUUCCGAGUUUACCCGCACAUCUUCCACUUUUCCCAAGCGCGAUUUAAGCUCAGCAUGUCGAAAGUUGGAUCUCACAAUUCCCAUCAUAUUCCAGGCCGCGUGGUCAAUGGUUUUGUCCACAUAUUUGAACUCAGACGACGUAGUCUUUGGUCUCCUCGGCCACGGUAGAGACAUCCCGAUUCAGGGGGCGUCAGAGAUCGUGGGCCCGAUGGCCAAUGUCGUGCCCGUCAGAGUACAACUAAGUCCGAGGACGACAAUCUCGAAGAUCUUGACUAGAUUGCGAGAGGAUAUUAUUGAUCAUCUCACCAAACAGGCAGUUUCUUUGGCCCGGAUCCAACAUGCAGCCCGACGCAGUGGAGAUGCCUUAUUCAACACGAUUUUCAACUUCCAAAAGACGACCGCAACGCCAGAAUCGGAGAGGAUCAAAUCGGAGCUACUAUUUGUGCAUGACACAAGCGAGUUCGACAUCGCCUUGUGUAUCACCGAAGAUCCAGGGCAGUUUCAUGUAACCAUUGAGACUGCAACAUACUUCAUGUCUGAACUUCAAGCGGAGCGCAUUCUAGCUGUCUACUUGAACGCCGUGCAAGCUAUAAUCGACGACCCAGAGGCCCAGAUCUCGAAGAUAUGCCUCACCAGCGCACUGGAUGAGAAGCAGAUGCAGGAAUGGAACUCGUCUCAGCUCGAGAUCAAUGGGCGUUGUGUCCACGACAUGAUCUCAGAGACAGUCAACAGACAACCCUCGAGGCCAGCCAUCUGUGCCUGGGACGGCGAUUUGUCCUACGCCGAAGUGGACUCCCUAUCCACCAAUCUCGCGUCGCGACUCCAGGCUAUGGGAGUUGUGCCAGAAGAUAUCGUCGUUCUUUGUUUUGAAAAGUCAUUGUGGGCAGUGGUGUCAAUGCUUGCGGUGGCAAAGUCCGGGGCGGCAUUCGUACACAUUGAUCCAAAUGGUGCUGCUAAGAGGAAUAAGUCUGUGGUCGAGCAGACUGGGGCCAGGAUUGGGCUGUCUUCGUCAGAACAAUACAACAAGCUGACAAGCCUCGUGGAAACACUUGUUGUCGUCGACAAGACUUCCAUGGAGAAUUCUUCAAACUUUGCGAUUUCGCUUACCCAUUCUGUUACUCCUCUCAACACACUUUACGUCAUCUUCACCUCAGGAACAACAGGUACACCAAAGGGAGUGGUGAUCCAGCACAAGUCAUUCUGUUCAGCCGUGGCAUACAACACCUCCUGGCUGCAAAUCAAGCCCGAGUCCCGCGUCUUACAGUUCACAAACUUCUGUUUCGACGCCUCUCUCGAAGAGAUUUUCACCGUUCUUGCCGCGGGUGGUUGCGUCUGCAUUCCGUCCGAGGAAGAGCGCAUGUCCGACAUCCCCGGAUUUGUCGCGCGUAAGUGGGUUAACUGGGCUGCUUUCACGCCAUCUUUCCUCCGUACUCUUGAUCCCGAUGAUUUGGAAUCCGUCAAGUUCAUCACCGUCCAUGCGGAGCCGAUGGGCCAGGAUCUUGUGGCUCGUUGGGCUGGGAAGAUCCACAUGAGGCCUAGCUACGGGCCGACGGAGUGCUCAGUGACCAGCACCAUUGGAGCUCCGUUCAAGGUAGAUACAGUCGCUACGAACAUCGGUUGGCCGGUUGGGUGUCGCGCUUGGGUUGUACAUCCGGAGAACCACCACAUCUUGAUGCCCGUUGGGGCUGUUGGCGAACUACUUCUCGACGGGCCCAUUGUGGGCAAAGGCUACCUCAACGACGAGACCAAAACCGCGACCGCGUUUAUUGAGCCUCCCGCAUGGGCAUCUGACAAGAAAUUUUCACUAAAAGGUAAUAGAGGCACUCGAAGAUUGUAUAAGACGGGUGAUUUGGUGAGGUAUGCCGAAGAUGGAAGCCUCUUCAUCCAACGCAGGAAAGAUCACUCGCAAGUCAAAAUUCGUGGCCAGCGAGUUGAGCUUGGCGAAAUUCAAUAUCAUCUCAACAAUCUCUCUGGAAUCAUUGUGCACAGUAUGGUCCUGGUGCCGGAAUUGGGUAAACUCAAAGAACGCCUUGUGGCUGUCGUGAGCCUGACAGUUUUAUCAUCGGAUCUCGAAACACGCGCUUACAACCAAGACAUUACCAUCGUCGAAAAGGAGAAUCUCAGUCAGGAGAUGCGCCAGAAGCUGACUAAUGCGCUGAAUACAAUGACUUCGGCGCUCGAGAGAGAGUUGCCUCAAUACAUGAUCCCGGAAAUAUGGCUCAUUGUCAAGAGCCUCCCAGUCCAGCUAUCACUCAAGCUAGAUCGGCAACGAGUCAUGAGCUGGGUAGGACAGAUUGACCAUCGAACCCUCUCGGCCGCACUUGAUCUUCAUCAAGAUGGUGACUCAGAUCAUAAAAGUGGCUCUUCCACGGAAGAAACUUUGAGGGGCAUAUGGGCGGAAAUCCUUGGGCUUGAACCUCAUCGAAUUGGAUUUGAGCAGUCGUUCUUCAGACUUGGAGGAGAUUCUAUCUACGCGAUGCAAGCAAUGAGACUCUGCAAAGCAGUUGGCCUCGACGUGACAACACAGGAUGUUCUCGCGAACCCAACAAUCAGGCUUUUGGCAUGCAAAGUUACGAAGCGAGCCACCAGGCCCGAAAUGGACCACGCCCUGCCUAGGAUAACAAGCAAUUCUGCCCCUGUACCGCACUCUGUCCUAGCUCACGACAAUGUCGAGACCGUGUCACCCUGCUCGCCGUUCCAGAACAGGAUGUAUCAAGCGUUCCUUAGCAAGCCUCAGAGACCAUACUUAUUCAACAGUCUUGUUUUGUUGAAUGCCAUUCAAGGUUCUUCGUCUGUCGACACCGGCGCGCUUCUGGGGGCGUGGCAACAAACCAUCACUCGGCAUGCGAUAUUGAGGACUGUCUUUAUCCGCGACCUUGCCUCGGGAGCUAUCUUCCAGAGAGUGCUCAAAGAGCACAAGGCUGACAUCACCGUCCUUAAAGUCAGCUCAGUGGAAGAAGCCACGAAAGGAGCUGGGCUCCAUCUCGACACCGUUCGCUCGAAUUUAUUCAAGGACGACUCACCUCCAGUUUCGGUGCGCCUUUUUGUUAGUUCUUAUGGAGAGAUAUUCGUCCACUUCGUCAUGGGACACAUCUUGAUUGAUCAUGUGAGCUUGGCACACGUCUUCUGCGACUUUGUCGCGCUCUAUUGUGGUCAGAGCCCAGGGGCAAAGCCUCUGACCGGUUUUCAUGAUUACAUCGAGCACAUCAACUCUCAGCGAGAUGUCCACGCAAGCAGUGAAUACUGGAUCGACAAGCUACAGGGCGUAAAGCCAUACAUGGUCCCAAUCGAGACUAUGGUGAGAAGCGGCCCAGACCCUCAUACCAUGGGUUCCAUCAACUUCGUAGUUGAUAUCACAGUCGAGAUGAAGCAGUUUCUCUGCGAGGUCGGGGUGACUCUUUCGAACGUUCUUCAAUUCGCAUGGGCUAUGCUCCUCCAUGUUUACACUGGUCAUUCUACCGUUUGUUUUGGGCAUCUAGUCUCUGAUCGAGACAUUGACUUGCCGCACGCGGAUGAGGUUGUCGGACCAAUGCUAUCAAUGAUGAUAGCCUGUGCUAGUUUUGACGAUUCGACGAUGAUUAUUCAGGCCCUGCAGGGCUUCCAAGAUGAGAACAUCCGCAGCCUGAACCACAAGACCUUUGACUUGACCGAAGUCGAGCGUCAGCUAGGGUGCGAAGGUACUGGACUUUUCAAUACGCUAGUCAACCACCGAAAGGUCAAGUACUUGGAUGAUGAUAUCGAGAUUGGGUUCCGAUCAAUCUGGAAGCAGGAUCCCCACGAGGCAAGUCAAAAGCCAUGCUCUUGA